Stegodyphus dumicola is the source of this 1752-nucleotide messenger RNA. RefSeq lists its product as uncharacterized. The record is from RefSeq and is a predicted model, not a curated record. NCBI's taxonomy places the organism in Eukaryota, Metazoa, Arthropoda, Arachnida, Araneae, Eresidae. Gene Ontology annotation, molecular function: nucleic acid binding.
ACAUACACUGAAAUCUGCACAUUUGAAAAUCAUCUAAAUAUACAAAUCGUAGUAAUAAGCAGUGAAAAUUUAAAUAAAGUCUCGUAUAAAGGAAGAUAUCGAACUCGUCGCAUUAAUUUGUGGCAACACAAUGGCCAUUUUGAUGUCAUUACAAAUUUACACGGUUUUUAUGGUUCGAAAAACUAUUGCGAAAAUUGUGAAAAGCCAUAUGACCGUCCAGAAGAUCACAGGUGUGACAAUAUGUGCCAUGUCUGCCUAAGAUUUCAAUGCGUUCCAGCAUUGCCUAAAAGAUGUAAAGAUUGUGAUCGCCUCUGUCAAUCUGAGGACUGCUUUGCAGCGCAUAAAGCCGUCACAGGUAGACAAGAGCAUUCAGUAUGCGAUAGGAUGUAUCAGUGCAGACAAUGCUCAAAAGUUAUCAUGCGACGGCAGUGUCCUAAAAUUUUACAUCGUUGCGGGACUAUCAAAUGCCCUUCGUGUAAAGAGUAUGUUAUAGCGUCAGAACAUCAUUGUUUCUUACAACUCAUUUCUGCGAAAAGUCCAUCCGAUAAAUUAAUUUUCUUUGAUUUCGAAACUGACCAAUCAUCAGGGGAACACAUCGUAAACUUUGCUGUAGCGCAGUACAAAGAUGGCCAAGAGAAAAUAUUUAAAGGAUACGAAGCAUGUCAUGAAUUCUGCUCUUGGCUGUUUACAACAGUGCACAAAAAUUACACUGUUAUUGCACACAAUAUGAAGGGAUUUGACGGUCAGUUUAUAAUGGCAUGGCUUUUAGAACAGGGUACGGCACCUGAAGUAAUCCCUAAUGGCUCUAAAGUGAUGGUAAUCACCCAUACCGCCCUCAACAUAAAACUUAUUGAUUCUUUUAAUUUCCUGCCGAUGGCUCUCUCAAAGCUGCCUGCUUGUUUCGGCCUUACAGAACUAAAAAAAGGAUAUUUUCCGCACCUUUUCAACAAGAAAGAAAAUCAAAAUUAUGUGGGAUUUUUACCUGAGCCUAAGUACUACAAUCCUGAUUGUAUGACUAGUGCGGUGCGAACCUCCUUUUUGGAAUGGCAUAAAGAACACGAGAAGGAUAUAUUUGAUUUCCAAGAAGAAAUUCUCACGUAUUGCCGAUCAGAUGUUGAUAUCCUUCGUAGAUGUUGCGUUGAAUUUAGAAAUCAGUUUUUAGAAAUUACAGGAGUAGACCCCUUUUGUUACAUAACCAUUGCAUCAGCGUGUAUGGCGGUUUACAGAUCCCGACACAUAAUACCUAAUACCAUCGCAAUGAUACCUGUAGGAGGUUAUAUCAAUCGCACGAAUCAUAGUCCUGACUGUAUUCGUUGGCUUGAUUUUAUUGCCCAAAAAGAGAGCAUUGAAAUCGAACACGCUUUGAACGGAAAAGGAGAAAGACGAUUGGAUGGUAUAUCUGUAGACGGAUAUUGCAAAGAAACAAAUACUGUUUAUCAAUACUACGGAUGUUUCUUUCACGGUUGCUCCACCUGUUUUGACGGAGAUGCACUCCACCCCAUAACAAAAUUACCCAUGUCGACAUUGCGACAACAAACGGUAGACAAGACUUACCAGCUACGUGAUCGAGGGUAUAAUGUAAUUGAAAUGUGGGAGCAUGAGUUUGAGAUGAAAAAGAAAACAGAUGAAAAAGUAAAAUAUUUUCUUCUAAGUCACGAGCUUCAGGAUCGAUUGAAUCCUAAAGAUGCUUUCUUCGGCGGGCGGACAAAUGCCAUUCAGCUGUAUUAUGAGGGUGUGAUGCAAAGUCAAUAA